UGUACGUUCGCUGGAAGUCAAUUUACUGGUACAACCGUCCAGUACGCGUUGUGAGCUAACGGGCUUUAAGUAAAUUAUGUAAAUAGGCAAACAACGAUUUCUCUCAUAUUACAUAUUUGUCUAUGAUUUUUAUGUUUAUUGUUAUUUAUACAACAUAAUUUGUGUGCGUGCUAGAGCACAGAAUGUAGACUCGCUACGGCGGUAAUUCCCUGCGCGGUAGAUGGAAAGCGAAAGUGAAGUAGGCUACUCCAGGAAUUUCACUUUUCCAAAUUUCCUUUUGCUUUUCAGACUGUAAAUAUAAGCCACCACACACAGUCACAAUGGGGUACAUUUCAAACCAAGAACGGAAUAAUCAAAGUAAACGUUGUAAGCCAUGGACGCGAGAAAAUUCUUAUACUUGUUUAUUGUUUGCAGCGCACAGGACUUCUGUAAAGGCUGCGACUGGAUUCAGCACAGAUUCAAGUGGGCGAGCGGCGAAUCCCUGUCAUUGCUCAGUGAGAUGGGUGGAAAUAUUACUGAUGAUAGAGUACCUGUACCCUUCCCAACAAUUAUCUACAGCAGCAUCAAAAAAGCACAGGUGGAUGACAAAGUCAAAUUCGUGCACGCUUCCAUUGAUCAGAUCAUCAAACUGUUUGAUGGGAAUUUGGAUGCUGUGACAUGGAACAGGCUGAAACUGGAGCAUUUUCUCAUUGUCCUUGACCGCCAGUCUCGCGAACUUAAGAAAUGUGUUUCUUCUGCGAGCAAAUAUGAGAAGAGACUGAAUCAAUACUUCAAGAAGUUAAAAAAGAAUAUCUUAAAGCAGAGGAAGUACGACGCACAUUCAUGGGAACUCAUCAGAAAAGAAGUAUUACGUCAUCUUCAAAGGCUGGACCUCAUUAUGGCUGCAAUGAAGACAUCAAUUAAUUAAUUACUGAAGCACGCUUUGUCUAAGAAAGACUUUGCAUAUGAUGGGAUCAAAAUAUUACAUACA
Messenger RNA from Anguilla rostrata (American eel), 970 nucleotides. RefSeq names its product interferon a3-like. Gene Ontology annotation, cellular component: extracellular region. Gene Ontology annotation, biological process: defense response. The coding region runs from base 374 to 907 and encodes 177 amino acids. Lineage: Eukaryota; Metazoa; Chordata; Actinopteri; Anguilliformes; Anguillidae. The transcript has 5 exons. The record is from RefSeq and is a predicted model, not a curated record. Gene Ontology annotation, molecular function: cytokine receptor binding.